Messenger RNA from Pseudomyrmex gracilis, 1450 nucleotides. RefSeq names its product chymotrypsin-2-like. The transcript is spliced from 8 exons. Gene Ontology annotation, biological process: proteolysis. Bases 369 to 1091 code for a protein of 240 amino acids. Lineage: Eukaryota; Metazoa; Arthropoda; Insecta; Hymenoptera; Formicidae. The record is from RefSeq and is a predicted model, not a curated record. Gene Ontology annotation, molecular function: serine-type endopeptidase activity.
UUUAUUCCAAGAAUAAGCUCUUAUUUUAUCUUAUCGCGCAUUCCAACCAUGCGUAGACAUCUAGUAUGUGGACUAAUAUCAAAGUCAAGUUUAGUUUUAAAUCUAACGCAUCUAACGCAUUCCACAUUGACAUUCCUAAAAGCAUGAUCAAGAAAGAAACCAGUUAUACUUGUCACUGAAAACCUGCUCAUGCCUUUUCUAGCACUAUAAAAACCACGCUCGAAUAGAUUUCAGUCAUUUACGAGUCAAAUAUUGUGUCGGACCGAAGCAUUAUACCAUCAUACAGAAUACAUAAGCGUUAUAAGUAUAACAUCUUUUAUCGCGAGAUUCGAUUUUCAGGAGAUUGCUGCUAACGAUUAUCAAUACUAAUGGCGUUGACAAUUUUAUUUUAUCUGAGUGUUUUGGCAUUUUCUCAAGCUGUAGUUCUUCCAAAUCAGGAUUAUUAUCAUCCACACGUAGUUCGGCAUUAUACGAUUCGCAUACAAAACACAUCAAACAACGCUGUUUGUACCGGUGCAAUUCUGAACGAGACUCGUGUUAUAACAACAGCAACUUGCUUCCUUCCUCACGGAAAUACAUCCAGACCAGAACAAUUGCGUAUUCUUGUUGGCAACGCUAAUUUUGGUGAUAAUUUUACAUCCACACACAAUGUCGUACAGAUUAUAGUGCACGAAAAUUUCACUGCUUUUCCUAUCGCAAUCAACGAUAUUGCUUUGCUACAGGUAACUCCUCCUAUCAUACCUUCUGACAUCAUACAAUUUGUCAAGUUGCCGGAAAACGACGACGUUUCAAACGAUGACAUUUACCGAUUCGCUAUCCUUGGAUUCUGCACAAAUGAAAGAAAAUUCUACAUUCCGAAUCCCUUGUUCUCAGUAAUGAGUUUUAAUACGAAAGAUCAGGAUUUGCGUAAAAGAAUGGAUGAACAUAAAUUUGAAACGAACGGUUAUUGUACGGAUUGUAUGUUCGAUCCUGGUGCGCUAAUUAUUCGGAAUGGAAAACUCGUUGGAUUGAAGUCCUCCAACCACCGUGACAAUAUAUGCAAACCAUUCAUUUUCACACGUGUCGCUUCUUACCUUACGUGGAUUAAAUAAGAAAAAGAAACAGCAACUUAAUCAUUUUAUUAUUUUGUCAAUCAAGAUUCAUAUAGUUUGCCCAUCAAUUUGUAUGCAACACUAUAAUUAUGAAAUAUUAAAUUUUUAGUUUGCAUUUAAAUCUUCCGCACUUGUUUUCCUCCGAUAAAAUUUCCUUGCGUUCUAAAACAAUCGAGUGACGUUUCAUUGUUAGCAUUAAAUUGAAAAAGCAGCACGUGUUUACUCACGAUUACAAGAGACGUAGAAUCUUAGCAAUUUAAAUAUAAUUUUCUUCAGAUGCGUGUUCCCCUGAAAACGUCUUGUUCAAUAUGGAAUAGCACGUGCGACGCAAGUGCAAUUAAGUGAUUAAAGCUGAGAGA